Manihot esculenta (cassava) is the source of this 1220-nucleotide messenger RNA. RefSeq lists its product as uncharacterized. The transcript has a single exon. NCBI's taxonomy places the organism in Eukaryota, Viridiplantae, Streptophyta, Magnoliopsida, Malpighiales, Euphorbiaceae. Gene Ontology annotation, cellular component: Golgi membrane. Bases 48 to 1070 code for a protein of 340 amino acids. Gene Ontology annotation, molecular function: hexosyltransferase activity. The record is from RefSeq and is a predicted model, not a curated record.
GUUUGGGAAAUUAUUUAUAUCCCUUUACAUUCAAAAACCAUCUUCAUAUGCAUAUGCUAGCUUUGGAUCAUAACGUUCUUCAUUCACCUAAAGGAUUCAAGAACAUGAUAAUGAUGAAAAGUUCGAGGCCGGAUCGAAAACGAUUUGUAUUCUCCUCUUUGAUCUUCAUCUUCUUCCUUUGUGUGUUGGCUUCUAUCAAUGAAGUUCGUUUUGAUGGUUUAUUAAAGUUCGGUAGAUGUGCUUUUAAGAGAUUUCCUUCUCAAAUGUUGUCUAAUUUAUCGUCUACAAAUUUUCUCGCUACAAAUUCUUCUUCAAACGAUAUUCGAAUACUCAUUGGCAUUCUGACACUUCCAGAUCAAUAUCAACGCAGACAUUUUCUUCGUCUAAUAUACGGAACUCAAUCUCCAGUGGGUGCACAAGUUGAUGUAAAGUUCGUAUUCUGCAACCUAACAAAGGAAGAUCAGAAAGUACUUGUUGCACUAGAGAUAAUGCUUUAUGACGAUAUUAUCAUCCUCAAUUGCAAAGAGAAUAUGAACAAGGGUAAGACCUAUACCUACUUUUCAAGCUUGCCAGAAAUAUUUAACGACACAAAUAAGACUUACCCUCCUUACCAUUAUGUAAUGAAAGCUGACGAUGAUACAUAUUUUAGGUUAAAUAACCUAGUAGAGUCACUAAAGCCGUUGCCUAGAGAAGAUUUAUACUAUGGUUAUGUAAUUCCAUGCCCUAGCAUGGACCCUUUUGUGCAUUACAUGUCUGGGAUGGGAUACAUGGUUUCAUGGGAUAUUGUGGAGUGGAUUAGGGAUUCUGAAGUCCCAAAGAAUCACAUGGAAGGGCCAGAGGACAAAGUUUUUGGGGAUUGGAUUAGAGAAGGGCACAAAGCAAAGAAUAGAUAUAAUGCUAAGUGGUCUAUGUACAAUUUCCCUGAGCCACCCACAGGGUGUACACAUGAGCUUUGGCCAGACACAAUUGCAGUUCAUCUUCUAAAGACUCAAGAGAAGUGGAUUCAAACAUUGAAGUAUUUCAAUGUUACUAAUAAUCUUAAACCUUCUAAAUUGUAUCAUAUACCUUAGGUGAUUAGUUUCUUUAUUUUUAUUCACUUUCUUCUUCUUUUUUUUAUUACAGAUUAAAAUAUUAUAAAUUAUCAAUUUUUGGAUAUUUAGAUUUCUUUUUUUAUUUCCUUUAAUAUUCCUGUAAUGUAUAUUGAUCUGGCUUCAUCAUGA